GAUAAAGGCCAUGAAUAUACGCACGUAUAUAUACCAAUAUAUCCAGUGUUGCUUCAGUUCAAAAUAGCGUAUACAGUUACGCGUGCAAAAGCUUCAAACUCAACAGAGUUAUUUUAAAGUUUCCACCUUUUAGUUAUCCCACUUUCUUUCCAUGUCUCGUAUGAAAUUAAUCCUAACAAUAAUUAUUCUUAUGUUAGGUUUAUCCUUUCAACUAGCAAACACGGAACUUAACUUGGAGUUGGUGCAAGUAUUAUUUAGACAUGGAGACAGAACACCACGUAAAAGGGAAGUAUUAUCAAUGGGUCAACAUGACAUAACAGUUUAUGAACCAUGGGGUCUUGCUCAAUUAACAAAUGAAGGAAAGAUGAGAGAGUAUCGGAUCGGAACGAUGUUAAGGGAACGCUACGACGAAUUCUUGGGAAGUAUUUAUCAUCCUACGGACGUGUAUGCUUAUAGUUCAGAUCACGAUCGAACAAAAAUGUCCCUUCAGUUGGUGUUAGCUGGACUCUAUCAUCCGGCACCAACACAAACGUGGAAUAAAAAUUUAUCGUGGAUGCCUAUACCGACUUAUUACAUGCCAGAGAAAGUUGAUGAUCUAUUAAAACCUGACCUUUCUCCAUUAUAUAUAAACGCUGUGAAUGAAGUAAGGAAUACGGAGGAUAUACUUCAAAAGAUAAUACCCUACAGGGAUCUGUUGAAAUUGCUAAGCAAAGAAACUGGUUUGAACAUAACGACAUCAAAUUUAGCAUAUGAGAUAUACAAUCAACUUGCAGCAAAGAAAGCCAUGAAUCAUUCAUUGCCAAAAUGGUGCACCGAUGAAAUUUACAAACAGCUUCAAGAGAUCGUGAAUAUAGAAUACGAAGUCCGUUCUUAUACGCCAUUUUUGAAACGAUUGAACGGCGGUACGAUUAUCAAAAGAUUCCUUGACAAUAUAAAAAUAAAUGAGAAGCGUGAUAGGCCACGAAAGAUUUAUUUAUAUAGUGGACACGAAGUAAAUAUCGCUGCUGUUGUCAAAGCGCUCAAUUUAACUGAACCUGAGCUACCGCCUUAUGGAUGUGCGAUUAUUUUUGAAAAAUUGAAAGAUCCGAAUGGCAGGACGUUCAUCAGGAUGCUAUUUUGGAAUGGAAUCACAGAAGAAUUGAAAGCUUAUAAAAUUCAUGGUUGUGACGAAAUUUGUCCAAUUGAAAAAUAUUUAGACAUUGUAAAAGACUUGCUUCCAUCAGAAGAAGAAGUUUAUCACAAAUGGGAUCUUUUAUCGAAAGAAGAGUUACGACAACUAUAUGAAGAAAUACCUAAUUUCAAUUAGGCAAUUGCAACAUACAUUGACAUUCACUGAUAACGUGAAAAAAAUAAAGCAUCAGAAAUUAAUAACGUAAAAUUCCAAACUGAUGACAAUGAUGUUGCUAAUUUUUUACGUUCAAUGAACGAUGUUUCGAAGAAAUCUGAAUUUUGCUUAUUUUUGCUCGUUCUGUGAUUGUAAACAUGCACUUUAGACUUCAGAUAUUAGAAUAAUUGGAAACGUGUCUUGAUGUCAGAAUAAAUAUAUAAUGUGAAUGAGAGCAUUGUGUACUCAUCAAUUGACUAAAUUUUCAAAAGGCAAAAAAUAUAUAUAUAUAUUUACAGAA
Molecule: messenger RNA, 1625 nt
Organism: Frieseomelitta varia
Lineage: Eukaryota; Metazoa; Arthropoda; Insecta; Hymenoptera; Apidae
Product: venom acid phosphatase Acph-1-like
Exons: 6
Coding region: 152-1306 (384 amino acids)
Biological process (GO): dephosphorylation
Molecular function (GO): phosphatase activity
Source: RefSeq, a predicted model, not a curated record